Messenger RNA from Cydia pomonella (codling moth), 467 nucleotides. It is a transcript of the gene Nop10, whose product is annotated as H/ACA ribonucleoprotein complex subunit 3. Gene Ontology annotation, cellular component: box H/ACA snoRNP complex; box H/ACA telomerase RNP complex. Gene Ontology annotation, biological process: ribosome biogenesis; snRNA pseudouridine synthesis; rRNA pseudouridine synthesis. The coding region runs from base 118 to 312 and encodes 64 amino acids. The transcript has 3 exons. NCBI's taxonomy places the organism in Eukaryota, Metazoa, Arthropoda, Insecta, Lepidoptera, Tortricidae. Gene Ontology annotation, molecular function: box H/ACA snoRNA binding; telomerase RNA binding. The record is from RefSeq and is a predicted model, not a curated record.
UGCGUUUAGGUUUACAUUGUCAAUUUGUCAGUCAGAUUGUUGUAUAGCACGAGUACGUGUAAACUGCGAAGUAAAGAGUUAUUACAGGAUUAAAACUCAAAGCCUAUAUCAGGAACAAUGUAUCUCAGAUAUUUCUUGAACGAAAAAGGUGAAAGACAGUACACUCUGGCGACGCUGGACCCUACUGGAAAGCCAACCCUAUCUGCCCAUCCAGCCCGGUUUUCUCCAGAAGACAAGUAUUCAAGACAGAGAAUUAUAAUAAAGAAGAGAUUUGGUCUCCUUAUAACACAACAGCCAGAACCAAUCCAUUAAUUAAGCAUUAAUCUAGUAAUGAUUUAAGUACUUUAAAUUUAAGCAACAUGUCCAUUUUAUUUUUAGACAGUGUAAGUUGUAAGUAACUUGGAAAAACCACAGUGUAAUAUCAACAUGCAAUUUAUGAUAAGGAAAUAAAAUGUUUCAAACUAAAA